Brenthis ino (lesser marbled fritillary) is the source of this 870-nucleotide messenger RNA. NCBI's taxonomy places the organism in Eukaryota, Metazoa, Arthropoda, Insecta, Lepidoptera, Nymphalidae. The record is from the annotation of a GenBank genome assembly.
AUGAUGAGAACCAGUGCUUCGCAGUUUGAAGUGAUGAUAGAUUUUAUGGAGAGGAAUGGUGACUUAAAUAAGCCAAGCGAUGGCCCUAGCGGCAGGCUAAGGGCCGUUGACAAGUGGCAAGAGUUAGCGAAUGCGCUCAACUUGGACACGACGGGGACUUCCAAGCCGGUAGAAAAGUGGAAAAAGGUGUGGAGUGACCUUAAAAAUAACACUAAGCGGAAGGCUUCUAAAAUUCACCGAGCUGCAGGUGGCACAGGUGGUGGGCCAGUCUCUAAAUUAAUUUUAACUGACCAGGAGCAGCGAGUCCUUAGCAUCAUAGGACCCCAGGCUGCAACUGGUCUAGUUUCAGUGCAAGAAGUUGGACCACCUGAGCCACCCGUAGCAUCAAAUUUGGGCCUUCUGCCAGUAGCAGUGUCACCCACACCAAUGGAGCAAGUUGUCCAAGUUGAGAGCAUUAUUGAAGAGUGGAACAAGCCUGGGGAAGGUGGUCAAUCAGUAAGCACGUUCCACACUGAUAUGGUGGAUAAUAGUGCCAUCUCCCCCACAACACACCACGCUAUCAGCCCUCAACGGCACACCGCACCGCGACGCGCGAUCAGUGGGCGCCGCCGCUUGCUACGUUCGCCGGCACCAGCGCCCCCUCAUAGUCGUCGUGUUCCUCGGAGGCACUUUAAUGCCACCGAGCAAUUUUUAAACAGCGACGAGCACUGGCGGAAUUUGGCAACACAGUUUGUCACUGAGCAUGUAAGGCUGCGAGAAAGAGAGCUGCAACAACGAGAGGUGGAGCUCCAGCAGCAGUCUCAGUGGCAAACUCUGUUUGCCAAAUUAAUUAAUUUAGGGGAAAUUAUAGCAAAUAAAAUAAAUAGUAAA